GGAGAAUCUACACAGCUGAUACACACAGGAGAAAACACCUGGAGAAUCUACACAGCUGAUACACACAGGAGAAAACACCUGGAGAAUCUACACAGCUGAUACACACAGGAGAAAACACCUGGAGAAUCUACACAGCUGAUACACACAGGAGAAAACACCUGGAGAAUCUACACAGCUGAUACACACAGGAGAAAACACCUGGAGAAUCUACACAGCUGACACACACAGGUGAAAACACCUGGAGAAUCUAGGAAGAUGAUUUGGAGCUUGGAGUGACACUGACAGAAAAGGUCUGUGGAUAACUCUCCAUACUACCAUGCCAGACCCCCCACCUUCCCAUUCAAUCCGAAGACGACACCCAUCACCCCACACACACACACAGCCACAGAGAAGGGAAGAACAUUCCAUCCUCUCUUCCCUCCAUCCCUGCAUCACCCCUUCAAACACACUUCUGAACUCCUGCGAACUACUUCCCCUCUCCCAGUCCCUACCUGGAUCAUUCUCCUCCCAUCUCAUUCGCUGUGCCUGCCCCACCCCCGGCACAUCCCCGGCUUUCCCGGCUCUCCAUUGGCUGACGUUGGUCACAUGCUGCUGCCUGCUGCCCUCUCUGAUUGGUGCAGGGGAGACAUGGGACGUGGUCGCAGUGUGUCCAUUCCACUGCGUCUGUCGGAACCUGUCGGACUCUCUGAGCACGCUCUGUGCAGAUAAAGGCCUGCUAUUUGUUCCCCCGAAUGUCGAUCGACGAACCGUCGAGCUCCGAUUGGCUGAUAACUACAUCACAGAAGUGGGCGGGGCUGACUUCGCCAACAUGACCGGAUUGGUUGAUCUGACUCUAUCCCGGAACACUAUCCACUCCAUCCGACCAAUGACGUUCUCCGAUCUGGAGAGUUUGCGGAGUUUGCAUUUGGACGGCAACCGCUUGACGACGCUGGGACCGAGGGACCUGUUGGGAUUGGUCAAUCUACAGCACCUCAUCGUCAACGGUAACCAGCUGACCAGGGUGUCGGCAGAAGCGUUCAAUGAUUUGUUAUUGACGCUGGAGGAUCUGGACCUGUCUUACAAUAACCUCAGAUGGGUUCCGUGGGAGUCGAUCCAGAACAUGGCCAGUCUCCACACUUUGAACCUGGAUCAUAAUCUGAUAGACCACAUGGCAGAGGGAUGCUUUGGAGGGCUGUACAAGCUGGCUCGUCUGGAUAUGACCUCUAAUAGGCUGAGGACCCUGCCACCUGACCCCCUGUUCGCCAGGUCUCAGACGGGAGCCAUCAGUCCCACUCCCUACAACAGCGUCAUCAGUCUGAACUUCGGAGGGAACCCGCUACACUGUAACUGUGAGUUGUUAUGGUUACGCAGGCUGGUCCGAGAGGACGACAUGGAGACCUGCGCCACGCCCCCUCACCUGGCCGGCAGGUAUUUCUGGUCCAUCCUUGAGGACGAGUUCAUCUGUGAGCCGCCCCUCAUCACCAGACACACCCACAAGCUCUGGGUCCUGGAAGGUCAAAGGGCAACCCUGAAAUGCAGAGCCAUCGGCGACCCCGAACCAAUCAUCCAUUUCGUCUCCCCCGAUGAUCGGAUUGUGGCGAAUUCCAGCCGGACGACAUCGUCCCGGAAUGGAACGCUGGAUCUCUUCGUUACGGUUGCUAGGGACGACGGAGUGUACACGUGCAUAGCGAUAAACGCGGCUGGGGAGGCUACCGCAACGGUAGAUCUAAAUAUCAUCCCGUUGCCGAAUCGAAAUGGGAAUGUGAACGUUCCAGGGAAUGUGACGGUUACUGGGAAUGCUGGGAAAUCUAAUGGAAAAAUUCAGGGUUCUUCGGACAUUGCCACUGGAAAAAGUGUGAAUUCCGAAGUUGACAAUGGAGGGAACACAAGAGUCACGGAAGAGAGGAGAGGAGAGGAGGGAGAGGGGGAUGAGGAGGAUGGUGUGGUGGAGGAGGAGGAUGGAGGGAUUAGGAUAGAGGAAGAGGAGGAAGAAGAAGAGGAGAGGAUGGUUGGGAUACAGGGAGUCACUUCUACUUCAGCACAGGUACGAUGGGACCUGGGCCAAUCGGCUGGAGCUUACCUGGUGUGGAUGUUUCAGAUACAGUACAACUGUACAGCCGAUGAGACACUGGUGUACAGGAUCCUCCCGUCUACCAGCAACAGUUUCAUGUUGAAGAACCUGGUAUCUGGAACGGACUACAACCUGUGUGUCCUGGCCAUCUUUGAUGACAUCAUCACCUCCUUGGCCGCUACCAAGGUUCUUGGCUGCGCCCAGUUUAGCACUAAAGAACUCUACCCAGAAUGCCGAUCUCUACAGACCCACUUCCUGGGCGGAACCCUGACAAUACUUGUGGGAGGCGUUGUCGUGGUAACGCUGCUGGUGUUCACAGUGGCGCUGAUGGUGCGUCACCGUGUCUGCAGUAACCAGGACGACCACUGUCACCAUGGGGUUGAUAGUGAUGAGUUGGCGUGUUGCCAGGGCGGGUCAUUAGGGAGUCCUGUGAAAGAGGCGGAAGCCGGAGGUGGCGGAGGAGUCUACGGCCAAUCAAAUGGCAACAGAGAUGUGAUGAUGGUGGUCUUGCCCAAUGGGCUGCCUACAAAGCAGAGAGGGGGCGGGACGAAGGAGAGAGCAAAAGAGAAAAAGAAGGACAAAGAGAAGGGAAACGAGGGUGAGAGAGAGAGGGAGAAGGAGAAGGGAAAAGAGAGGGAGAAAGGAGGGGCCGACGUACUUCCUAAGAUACCCCCCAAACCAAAACCCCAAACCCUCCCCAGGCCUAGCAGGGAGGGAGAGAAAAACGAGGCAAUAGCACAAAAUAUUGACAGAACAGCAGAAAAUAACUCUACGGAUCCUGGGACCCUACGGAUCCUGGGGCCCUACGGAUCCUGGGGCCCUACGGAUCCUGGGGCCCUACGGAUCCUGGGGCCCUACGGAUCCUGGGGCCCUACGGAUCCUGGGGCCCUACGAAUCCUGGGGCCUUACGGAUACUGGGGCCCUACGGAUCCUGGGGCCCUACGGAUCCUGGGACCCUACGGAUCCUGGGGCCCUACGGAUCCUGGGGCCCUACGGAUCCUGGGGCCCUACGAAUCCUGGGGCCUUACGGAUACUGGGGCCCUACGGAUCCUGGGGCCCUACGGAUCCUGGGGCCCUACGAAUCCUGGGGCCUUACGGAUACUGGGGCCCUACGAAUCCUGGGGCCCUACGGAUCCUGGGGCCUUAUGGAUCCUGGGCCUUACGGAUCCUGGGGCCCUACGGAUCCUGGGCCUUACGGAUCCUGGGACCCUACGAAUCCUGGGGCCUUACGGAUACUGGGGCCCUAUGAAUCCUGGGGCCCUACGGAUCCUGGGGCCCUACGAAUCCUGGGGCCCUACGGAUACUGGGGCCCUACGGAUCCUGGGCCUUACGGAUCCUGGGCCUUAUGGAUCCCGGUCAAAGCCACGGUUACGCCAAGCGGUUGUCAGUGACUUGGACGAGGCGGAGCUGCAAGGAAUGUUGGUACACUCAGCAAUGCCCAGCGGCCAGGGGAGUCACCAUGUCCACGUCUACAACAACACUAACUCUUACUCAGCGCCACGGUUACGCCAAGCGGUUGACAGUGACUUGGACGAGGCGGAGCUGCAAGGAAUGUUGGUACACUCAGCAACGUCCAGCGGCCAGGGGAGUCACCACGUCCACGUCUACAACAACACUAACUCUUACUCAGCGCCACGGUUACGCCAAGCGGUUGACAGUGACUUGGACGAGGCGGAGCUGCAAGGAAUGUUGGUACACUCAGCAACGUCCAGCGGCCAGGGGAGUCACCACGUCCACGUCUACAACAACACUAACUCUUACUCAGCGGUGACCAAUGUUGUCGUCAAGGGCAAUGGGAAUGAGAGAGGGACCCUCGGAGAUUUGUAG
Molecule: messenger RNA, 3877 nt
Organism: Oncorhynchus keta (chum salmon)
Lineage: Eukaryota; Metazoa; Chordata; Actinopteri; Salmoniformes; Salmonidae
Product: leucine-rich repeat and fibronectin type-III domain-containing protein 2-like
Exons: 11
Coding region: 317-3877 (1186 amino acids)
Molecular function (GO): protein binding
Source: RefSeq, a predicted model, not a curated record